This is a messenger RNA of Amoebophrya sp. A120, 3567 nucleotides long. The record is from the annotation of a GenBank genome assembly. NCBI's taxonomy places the organism in Eukaryota, Dinophyceae, Syndiniales, Amoebophryaceae.
AGUGAUCAACAAGAGAGAUUUUUCUGGGCGCACGGUAGAACUCAGCGCAGCCAAGGUUGCCAUCGCCACCAACAGAAUAGUGACUCUGCAGGAAAAUAAAACCUGCCUGCAGGUGCGCGCCACGUUCCGCAUCAUGUUACCUCAAUCGCGAAUAGUGCCGUUCCCUUGUCCGCGACGUGGUGUUCGUGGUGUGAUCACUGGACGGCCGAGAACCACCGCCAGAUCGAUUGCGUCGCUGCGUUUGCCAGAUAAGCGCGAUCCGACAGGGGCGGUUCCAGCAGGUGAUAUCUUUACCGGCGACCCGGCUAGUUUGUUUGAUAGUGCGCGGACUGCAUCCGUGACCGGAAGACAAAACGGGGUUGGAGAUGAUGAAACGAAGAAUAAAUCACAACCACUGCACGAGGCACAACUCGUCAAUCUUAUGAGCAAUCACGAGCUGUACCAAUACACAUGCAAAAAUCUGGCGAACUUGAUGAACAACCAAACUGCAAGAGAAAACGCACGUUGGAAAAAUACUAGUGGAGGAGCUGUAGCGAGUAAAAACACUCCUACUACACCAGCAUCUUCCAGAGGCUGUGCUGCAUCUGCUCGAUCUCUCCCCAAGAACACGGCGCUCUUCGAUGAACACGAAAAUAAAUUCGGUGUCGGUGCAGACAAUCAAUUCCGCGAUGACCACAACGCCGAAAACACUGAUCCCGAACAACUAGACGUCGUGUGGACCAAGCUAACCAGCGAAAUCAGCAAACGGGCGAGACAAGACUUUCUGCCUGCCGAGAUUGAUGGUUUCUCUCUUGGACGAGGGGAAGAAGAUGCACGACCAGUUGGGGAAAGUGAUGGCAGUGUAGGACGAUCCGAAGGCAACCACUAUGUUCAUGGUGUAAACCAUUCUACUCUGGACGACGACGAGGCGCUAACGCGGUUUUCCGCAACGAGCUCUGCCGCCGCUUCGCAGCAAGCACGUCUGAACUCGUUUCUUGUCAAUGACAACCGGAACUCUGCACGGAAAAGGCGACGCAGAGAACAGAUUUUGGCUGCCGAGGUGGGUAAUAUGGAGGAGUGUACUACCGCGGGCGAGACAAGCGAAGCACCACUAGGCUCGCAUCAAAAUAAGAACAAGCGCGCGAAGAGCACCGGUACUACAAAUGCAGACUUGACGAGUACUUCUAGCGCGGACAUUUUACGUGAAGAAGGUGUCCCACCUUCUUCAACACGUCAAGGCCCUUCACAACCUCCCCGUGCGAGGACGUUAGACAAAAGCGAACCAGCCUCGAUGGCUGUUCCCGCGGCGUUUUCCCCCAAGCAGCUGACGAAGUUUCUCCUGCUCCUCGCGCAUUCCUGCGCGAAAUGCUCAACAAGGAUCCGGAAGACGGAAAAAAAAUGGCUGUUGCAAACCGCGGAAAGCCUCUUGCGUCACUGUGUCAAGUCCGCGAGCCAGCUUUCGGAUUCGGACUUGGUAAAUGUCGUGUAUGCCGUCGUGAAAGGGAAGCUGUACAAGAAGUACACAUCACAAUCACUAUCGCACGGCAGCACGAUCUCAAGAGCAGGUGUGCUAGGGUCUUCAAGUUCGAUGUCCCGGAGUUGGCGCCGCUCUCCUGAUUUUGAUCUGCUUCUCGCCGAGGUGCUAAACCGGCUAAAUUCAUCAGCACCCAGGCCGAUGGGAGGUGACGGAAGUUCAACUACAUCAUCCGGGACUAUCGACUCUAUCGAUAGUUGUGGACAACUCCGCGGCUACCAGGUAGUGCAGCUGUUGCGGACGCUGCUCUCCGCGAAGUUUUGCCACGAGGAACAGGAACUGCUCGAGUUGCUUGUGCGGCACGCCGGACGACAUUUUUCGAACCUGGAUUCCGACUGUUUGAAAACUUUUUCCGUCUUUUUCGUCAAGUUUGCCUCAAAACGGACGGAAAGGACCUUUUCCCCGCAAUUUGACAAGAAAAUCCGAAAGAAGAUUUACGGGUGGCAGAGCAGCGAACUGCUUCUGCGUGCGGGGUUCACUCUUGCUGUAGAGGACCGGUUUUCGCUGCAGACACUCAAUCUAUGGCUUUUCCGCAUGUGGAAUCUGAAGGUUUUGGAGGAGAGAGUGGUUGUCGAACACCUGCGGAGGAAGUCCGGGAAGGGAAGCGACUCGUCCUCGCCUAUGGUUUUUACCAAUGUUGGUGCUACGAACUGGAGUCGUCCACCUACUGCUACGGAGAACGGCAGGCUCAACGAUCAGGAUCCGGAGUACCCGAAUGUUGCAAAUGGCGGUGGCAACGAUCAGACGGCAGAGGAACUGAAAGUAGAUGUUGAACAGAGUUCUCCUACAACUGUUGACGGCGAAUACCAGGGCAGCUCAGGAGCUAACACAAGUUCGGCUAUUAAGAAACAACAGCCGACGACGAGCACCAGCACGACCAGCGGAGGAACAACGGAUUCUUUCCUGCUGAGCGAUCUGCUGCUUCUGAAGACCACGGCGCACUGCCUACCGGCCGAUCUGCGUUGCUUGGAGCCAGAUGCCCAGGAGUUGCUAGAGACAGUGCGGGAUCGCGUUUCGCUCUCUCUGGAAGAGAUGCGGGAUAGCAACCUAGCGCCAGAGAGAGUAACGCGCUACUCCUACAUCUGGGAAACACUGGAGAGGAAAGUGCGGAAGGGUUUGAUACAACACGAAGGUGUUUCUCUUUCCAGCGACGACGAGAUAAGGACCGAUAAACAAGGAUCCACUUGUGGUGCUUCUGGGCAAGCACGUGCACUAGAGAUGAUCUCAACUGAUACAGCUACGGUACAGCAACCGGCUGCGGCCCCUGCGCCGGCGGAGCUACAGGCUCAGCACCCGUUGCUGGGAUCACGAGUUAUCGGCCCGUUUCUGUGUCCGGUGGUAGAGGAAUUGAAGACCUGCACGCGUGGUGACAGAACGAGCCCUGGUUCAUCGUCUUGCAGCGUGCUGUAUCAAAUGCAAAAAUGUCUGGGUCUGGAAAAGUGUAGACUUGUCAUGCAGAUUUUCCAUGACCCAUGAGGUCUGGAAUGCGGGACUUAGCAUGACAGACUAUGCGAGGUCUCUGCCAUGCCAAUCCUGCAUGAGAAACCUCCUUCCAACUUGGUCAAAAGUAUACCGCUUUUGGGACUCAUGCAACACAGAUUUUUGCAUGCUCGAGAUUUACCAUGACAAGUUGCAAUCUUCCAGACUCAGACACUUUUGCAAUUCAUAUGCUGACACACAAAGUCGUCGUGCAUGAAUGGAAAAACGCAUGGGAGCUGUAUCCGCCUUUUUUGCAGGUCGAGCUGGAGCAGCACUUCCGGCGAAAAUGGAAGUUUCUCACGGAAAAAGUGGAAAACUGCGAAGUCGUGUUUCAUGAAAAUUUUGAAGACUGAACAAGGUGCGGGCCUCAUCAUGAAUAAACACGGAUUGAUGUGUCUUUGCACGCCUGGACAUGAACUUCUCUAGAAAGAUGAAAAUCUAACGACAGUUGUGACUCUGAGAACAAAUGAACUACAUGAACAAACCGGGUUUCGCUAAUGUAUCGUAAGAUCAAGAUAACCUCUGAGGGUGACGCAAUAAUUAGACUAUGCACGACCAGAGAAAUGAAAUCAAAU